Zeugodacus cucurbitae (melon fly) is the source of this 1647-nucleotide messenger RNA. RefSeq lists its product as uncharacterized. The transcript is spliced from 5 exons. The record is from RefSeq and is a predicted model, not a curated record. The coding region runs from base 501 to 1520 and encodes 339 amino acids. Lineage: Eukaryota; Metazoa; Arthropoda; Insecta; Diptera; Tephritidae.
CUCAUUUCGAGAUUUGUAAGCGUCGCGUUCGCAAGUUGGUCGAAAAAUAGAAAAACGGAUAAUUGAUUUUUGAAAAAAUAAAAAAAAAACAAGUUUUUUAAAUUAUUGUGCAAAUAAUAAAUGCGAAACGGUUUAGUUUUUCGGCCAACAAAUUUUUUAAGUGUUUCAAAAUUAGUUUACAGUGUUUAAAAAAUAUUUAAAUGAAAUAAUUAUAAUUAUUAAUAAAAAUUAUAUAAAAGCAAAAUUCGUGUAACUCAGCGAGCAGACGAAAGGAAAAGUGAUAAACCGCUCCUUAAACAAAAAAUAUUAAUUUCAAAUUGAAUUUAUAAAAAUAUUUUGACACCAAAUAUUGCUAUAAAUAUCGAAAGUGCUUACAUCACUCCAUAGUUUGUGCAAUAAAAUAUUUAAUUAAAGCACUUCACAUCCGAAAUAAAAAUAUAAAUUUUGCGCCACAACCCACUAAGAAAUAUUUUGCGGCAUCGAAAAGCAGUCCAAUUAAAAUGCUUCAUAAUUACAUUUACUGCUUAGCCGCCAUUGCGGCAAUACUCGGAAGUGCAACUGCAGCAACAACAUCUAACGGCGCAGCAGCAGCAGCAGUUUCGGACAACUUGGAUGAGUACACAACCGCCGCGGUGCUGCCAUCGGCAAUUGCAGGCACCUUAGCCGCAGCGCCAGCAGCAACAACACCACAAAAUGGAGCAAUAACAGCACCGUCACUACCAGUUCCUCAAGCUGCACCCCAAUUGCCGAACGUUGGCGUGCUGGCCUACGACAGAGUAGGCAUAAGCGAUGGCGUGGAAUUUAGUCCAAUACCAUCCGAGCCGAGUGCCACCAACAACUACUUUGAAGUAGCGCCAUGUGAUCUCAAGGCAGAUAACAAAAAUGAGUGCAUACGCAAUCUUUUCGCUCAAAUCGUGCCUCAAUUGAAGGCUGGCUUACCCCAGUAUGGCAUGCCCUCAAUUGAUCCCUAUUUCUAUCGUCGCGGCAUUUUCCGUUAUGACAACGAGGGCGUGCAAGGUGGACUGCUCAUCAAAAACAUGAACAUUAACGGUAUUAGUGAAUUCAAAGUGAACACAUUCCUGUCGAAUUUCACCGAGAAAGCGUUCAUUGUGAAGCUGAGCAUCGAAAUACCACAAAUCAAGGCAAAUGGACAAUUUAAGGCCGAUGUGAAAUUCGGUGGCUUGCGUUUGGUGCCGAAGGGACCCUUCAACAUUACAAUCGAUAACAUACGCGCCACCAUACUGACCGAUGGUUUGUUGGAGAACACCGAGGUGGGUCGUCGCUUGAAGUUGCAACGUUUAAACGCCAAUGUGGCUGUGGGUGAUGCGCGCAUCAUUGCGAAUGGCAUUUUCAGCGAUCGGAAUUUGAAUACAAUGAUUUUGAAUUUGGUGAACGAGAAUCUACCAGAAAUCACCCGAGUAGGCAUACCGGCUACACGCGAACAAUGGGCACCGAUUUUCAUUACACAUAUCAAUCAAUUCUUUGCGAAUAUUCCAAUUGAACAAUUUUUGAUAGAGUAAAAUAUUCCAUUUCUAUAAUAUUUACGCAUGUAGUUCAAAGAGAAAAAUCACUUCAAUAUUCGUUCAACAAAAUUUAUAUAUUUUAUAAGUGCACAUACGUAAAUUUUAAUUUAAUAAUUAAUUAAAC